Messenger RNA from Gongylonema pulchrum, 903 nucleotides. The record is from the annotation of a GenBank genome assembly. Lineage: Eukaryota; Metazoa; Nematoda; Chromadorea; Rhabditida; Gongylonematidae.
AUGACGGAGGUGCUGAUCGGGCGCGACCUGUCACGGGCCGCACUGGACGCGGGCACCGAGAACAGCCUGAAGAACGGGGCACCGCGUUCUGAGUUCUUCCUGAUGACCGGCGACAAGAUGAUCAAUUUGAAUCACAGAGUAUCACCGCGCUACGCUGAGAUGAACUUCGAGCAGCUGCCACCGACUACAGAAAGAGCAGAAAUACGGACACCGAAAGGCCCAUUCCGGGAUUUUCCAUCUGCAAUGCAAGAGAAAGCAAGAACAAGGAGAUUCAACGUGGAGUCUGCUGUACCGGCGUCGCAGUCCGAGAAUGGCUUACAUGAGGAGGAUAUUCAGGAUAUUGGGAAUAACGAGCAGAAUUCUUCGGUGACGGUGAAUUUGGAUAGGAAUAAUUUAAAUGGCGCAGCAGAUGCAAACGGAUCUAUAGCGACUUUUUCGAGUGCACUUUCCUCGCACUGCAGCAACUCCACAGCUGCACAGAGCCCAAAGAUUGAGCGUCUCACUACUGAGUUUGUGAGACCGGCAAAAGCAAGCAGAACUGAGACAUGUGUUCUGUACAAAAUCCUCUGCACUGCGUUCCCCUAUUCAGACUAUGACAGAAGAUCGGAUACUGGCACAGAGGCAUGCACACGACUUGCGAAACGUUUGUUUACAUUGGAUGGCUUCAGGAAAGAAGAUGUCGCUGCACAUUUAUCAAAAAUGAAUGAAUUUGGAAUAUCGGUUGCUGAAGAGUACUGUGCUUUGUUCAAUUUUUCUGGAAUCCGUUUGGAUGCGGCUAUGCGUGACUUCCUUUCGAGGUUUUGCCUAACUGGUGAAACGCAAGAAAGGACUCGUAUUGUCGAACAUUUCGCAAAGCGCUAUCAUGAAUGUAAUCCAGCACUUUUUAGAAGCUCUGGUAGGUGA